This is a messenger RNA of Aegilops tauschii subsp. strangulata, 1146 nucleotides long. RefSeq lists its product as uncharacterized. Lineage: Eukaryota; Viridiplantae; Streptophyta; Magnoliopsida; Poales; Poaceae. The record is from RefSeq and is a predicted model, not a curated record. Gene Ontology annotation, biological process: telomere maintenance; DNA repair. Gene Ontology annotation, molecular function: DNA helicase activity.
AUGGCCUCAUUGAUACUAUGGGACGAGGCCAGCAUGACUAAGCGACAAGCGGUUGAGGCAUUAGACAAUAGCAUGCGCGACAUCAUGGGAAUACGCGACCGACCCUUUGGAGGAAAGACUGUUGUUUUUGGCGGGGACUUUAGGCAGGUGCUUCCGGUCGUCAGAAGGGGGUCACGGGGCCAGAUAAUUGAUGCAAGCCUCCGAAGUUCUCAUCUAUGGAAGAGUAUGCGGCAGCUUCGGCUCAUCACCAACAUGAGGGCUCAUAAUGACACGUGGUUUGCAGAUUACUUGCUCAGGGUCGGUAAUGGCACAGAGGAAGCCGACGAUCAAGGCAACAUACUACUCCCUGAUGAUAUUUGUCUGCCAUCUACAGGCGAGGUUGACGACCUAGAGAAGCUGAUUGACCACGUGUUUCCGAGUCUAGAUGACAACAUGGCAGAUUCGAGUUACAUGACAUCUCGCGCAAUCCUUUCCACGACAAAUGACAAUGUCGACAAGAUAAACAUCCGCAUGAUAGAGCGUUUCCACGGAGAUGAAGUAAUCUACCAUAGCUUUGACAGUGCGGAGGACGACCCAUAUGGCUACUACGCUCCUGAGUUUCUGAACGGAUUGACUCCCAAUGGUCUUCCUCCGCAUGCACUCAAACUAAAGCUGAACUGCCCGGUGAUACUUCUAAGGAACAUUGAUCCAGCUAAUGGGCUAUGUAACGGGACUAGGCUUGUUGUUAGAGGUUUUGAGAGGAACACCAUUGAUGCAGAAAUCGUGAUUGGGCAACACGCUGGUAGGAGGGUCUUCCUUCCUCGAAUACCUCUGUGCCCAUCUGACAACGACAUGUUUCCAUUCAAGUUUAAGAGGAAGCAAUUUCCUAUAAGGCUUAGCUUUGCUAUGACGAUUAACAAGGCUCAAGGGCAGACCAUCCCCAUUGUUGGUGUGUAUCUACCUAAUCCGGUGUUCUCUCAUGGUCAACUCUAUGUUGCUUUGUCUCGAGCCACCGCGAAGAGAAACAUAAAAAUACUCAUUCAGAAGGAGAAGCCAAAGGAGAAGUCCAACAAGCAACAUAACAAUCCGAAGAAGCGUAAAAGACCGACCGUGUCCUUGCUGACCUCAAUGAAGAACAUCGUCUACAAGGAAGUACUUACAGGCUGA